AUGAGUCCUCUAACACCAGGAUCAAUCCCAAGAAUAUCAGUUGGUUAUAGGCAUGAAGUAGAAGUUGAUAUUAAUGGAAUGAUCAAAUUGGUUGAUUUGCUUCAUUAUGAAAAAACUGUUUGCCCUGAAACCUGGAGAGUAAUAAAUACAAUUGCAAAUGAGCUCAGAACUAAAAAAGUUCGUGUAUCAUUUUUUAAUGCCACUCCUCAAGGUGGUGGAGUUGCUUUGAUGAGACAUGCACUUAUACGUUUAUGUCUUUUAUUGGAACUUGAUGUACAUUGGUUUGUUGCCAAACCAAAACCUGAAAUUUUUGAUAUCACAAAAAGAAAAUUCCAUAAUGUUCUACAGGGUGUUGCUCCACCUGAUGUUAGAUUAACAAAAUUUGAUAUGGAAGAAUUCAUUGAUUGGUCUAAUUCUAAUGCCGAAUGCUUUUGGAGUGAUGAUGAGGGUCCUAUAAAAAAUAGUGAUGUGAUAAUUAUAGAUGAUCCACAAGUUUGUGGUAUUAUUCCACACAUCAAAAAACUUAAUCCAACUUGUAAAAUUAUUUAUAGAAGUCAUAUUGAAAUUUGUGCAGAUUUAAUCAGAGAAAAUCCAAAUGGCCCACAAGCUGAAACUUGGAAUUUUUUAUAUCAAUACAUAUCACAAGCUGAUCUUUUUGUAUCUCAUCCAAUUGCAAAUUUCAUACCAGAUAAUGUCCCCCGUGAAAAAGUUGUAUUGCUUCCAGCUUCCACAGAUCCAUUAGAUGGUUUAAAUAAAGAAUUAAAAGAUUCAGACAAAGGAUAUUAUAAAUUAAUUUAUAAUCGUUUAUCAAAUGAUCAAUGUGGUGUAGUAAUAGAUUUUCAGAGACCAUAUAUUGUUCAAGUUGCUAGGUUUGACCCAAGUAAAGGUAUUCCAUUAUUAAUUGAAUCAUUUAGAUUAUUUAGAAAGAAAUUGGAAAAUACAGGUUGGAAUAACUAUGGAAUGCCCUCAUUAAUUAUAUGUGGUGCUGGUAGCAUAGAUGAUCCUGAUGGUACAUUAAUAUAUGAACAAAUUCAUUCUUUGUUAAAAGAAAGUGUAUAUCAAGAUAUAGUUGAUGAUAUAUCAGUUGUAAGAUUACCACCUUGUGAUCAACUUUUUAAUACAAUGUUAAGAUGUGCACAUGUUGUAUUACAAUUAAGUACACGAGAAGGAUUUGAAGUUAAAGUCACUGAAGCUUUGGCAAAAGGUGUACCUGUUGUAGCUUUUAAGGCUGGUGUCACUGAAGCUUUGGCAAAAGGUGUACCUGUUGUAGCUUUUAAGGCUGGUGGUAUACCACUACAAAUUCGUCAUGGAGAAACUGGUUUUUUAGCUGAUGUAGGUAACACUAGUCAAGUUGCCGACUAUUUAUAUCAAUUAUUUAAUGAUGAUGGCCUUUAUAAGAGAAUGUCACAAGCAGCAAAGACAUCAGUCAAUGAAGAAUACUUUACAGUAUUUCAAACUUUAAAUUGGUUAUAUCUUAUAAAUCAAAUGAGUAAUAGUAAGGAAUCAAAAAAUAUUAGUAAUGAUGAUGAUCAAGAAGAACCCAAUAAAAUUAAAAAUAUUGGAGAAGAAGAAGAGGAAGUUUUUGUAGGUGAUGGUAAAUGGGUGAAAGAAUUAUGGGCUGAAAAAUACAAUUACAAAGGAAAAAAUAUGACUAACGGUAUUACACAAUCAUCACCAACAUCACCUUCUUCACCAACACCUGACAUGGGUUUUUCUGAUGAAGAAAAAGAAACUGUUGGGGAAGAAGAAGGUGAAAGUUUGGUGGGUGAUGGUAAAUGGGUGAAAGAAUUAUGGGCUGAAAAAUACAAUUACAAAGGAAAAAAUAUGACUAACGGUGUUUGUUAUUGA
Messenger RNA from Entrophospora sp. SA101, 1848 nucleotides. The record is from the annotation of a GenBank genome assembly. NCBI's taxonomy places the organism in Eukaryota, Fungi, Glomeromycota, Glomeromycetes, Entrophosporales, Entrophosporaceae.